CGAUAAAACAAAUUUGUCGACUUUCGCUCGACAAACGCAAUCCAUCACUUAUACCUAAUUAAAUAAGGGGUCUAUCAAUCGAGACAAUAUCGGAAUUAUCAACUAGAACAAGUCACUUCAUCUAUAUUAAGUAGCGAUCUCAAGAUGUCGCUAACACGUGUAGCCGACCAUCUUGGGGACGCUUCGGAUGGGUCAAAUACUUGGCUAGAAGAAACGGGGUCAUAUUUCCAAUACGCCCCUUUGGAAGACCAUGAGAUAAGGCUUCUAGAACUUGAGCCGGGCCUUCCAGAAGACCCAAUAAGAUGUCGCCUCAUCCAUAAAGAACGCUGCGAGAGCUAUCAAUAUGAAGUUCUGUCUUUCGACUGGCGCAGGUCGACGAGAACUCGAGUGCCAAUAUCCUUGAACGGACAGACCUUCGAUACCCCGCAUGAGAUUUGGACGACGUUGCAUGGAAUCAGACUCGAAACCCGAUCGAGAUUUCUCUGGACGGAUUCUAUCUGCAUCAACCAGAGAUUCGACAGUAAAACCCAACAUGCUUGUAGCAGGGAGAGGAAUGGCCAACUGUCCUAUUUACCUACUAUCUACCGGAAAGCUAGUCGCCUUCUUAUCUGGCUUGGGCGCGCCGACGACAAUUCGCAUCUCGUGUUUGAGCAUCUUGAUAAAUGCCGCGCACGUUCUUACCUCAAUUGGCUUCAUUAUGCUGGCGAGACGAAAGACGCAUUUCACAAGCUUUUGAGGAGACCUUGGUUCCAUAGGGCGCUGUCUGCUCAAGAAGUUUCAUUGUGCUCUAAGGCUACUAUCGUCUGCGGUCGCCAUCAAUGUGACUUGUCGGAGUUAAUGAAAUGUUCUAGCUUCCCCUCGACUGAUGAUUACUACCAUCCGAUAGAAGGGCCAAGUAGCGUAACUCACUUACGUCACCUUGUCCAAAUCUAUCUGGCUACCUGUAUACGAGUAAGGGAUUUAUUCUGCUGGUAUAGGCAUUGCCGGUCUGAGGAUCCUAGGGACAAGAUAUUUGGAGCCUUGAUGAUGAAUACUGAAAUUCCUUUUGGUAUUCCAAUUGAUUACACCCAAGAUGUUCCUCGGCUUUUUCAGAUGUUCACUCAAAGAUAUAUCGAGUCAAUGCAAGACCUCGAGGUCCUUCAUUGGUUAGGAACGAGUAAACGUAUUGAUGGGCUUCCAUCUUGGGUUCCGGACUACAGCAUCAUCAACCCAGCAGGAACUCUUCCUAGAGCAAUCGGAAUGUCAGCGAUAUACUCAAUCCAUUACCCGCUCCGACUCCUUCCCGGGUUUGGAUUUCGAUCUGGAAAUAUAUUAGCACUUCGUGGAUGGCAUGUCGAGAAAGUUAUGCAAACCGCUGAAAGGUUGGAGGCACGGGAUACAGCUCUUCUAGGGAGCGAAAAGUUCACUUCUAUCAUCAGCGGGUGGGAAAAACUUGCUUCAAGUCUAACCAAGAAGAGAUUCCCAGAAUCGAUUAUCGCCGCUUUCUCUAGCACGCUUAUUGGGGAUGAUGAUGCCGAUUUGCUGGUUGAGCAUGAUACUCCCCCGCUUGUUAGGGUAAAAAGAGCACCGUCCUCUUACAACGCAACUGAGUUCAGCAAAUGGUAUGAAUGCAUAAAAGAAUGCCAAAUUAGUAAAACGGGUGCCAAGCGCAGCAAAUUGUGGGAUGACGCCUCGAAACGCUAUUCUCGCGCCAUGGAACAAACCUGUUACGGUCGGAAGUUUUUUAUCACUGAUAAAGGGUCGAUGGGUUUAGCACCACCGCUCACGAGAGAGGGCGACGAUAUUGUAUUUUUCCCUGGCGGAAAAUAUCCCUUUAUUUUGAGGGCAAGGGAUAACGGAACCUACGAACUCGUUGGAGACUGCUUUCUUUACGAUCUAGACGUGUUUCCAUUGCUCGAAGACCGGACAAUCAGCACAGAGUUUCUCUUAUCUUGAUAUUUACUGCGAUUAUCUAAAUGUCAUUCCGCGAGGUCGAAUUGCAAGCAUUAUGUCUAGGUUACUGA
This is a messenger RNA of Annulohypoxylon maeteangense, 2003 nucleotides long. RefSeq names its product heterokaryon incompatibility protein-domain-containing protein. Lineage: Eukaryota; Fungi; Ascomycota; Sordariomycetes; Xylariales; Hypoxylaceae. Bases 145 to 1935 code for a protein of 596 amino acids. The record is from RefSeq and is a predicted model, not a curated record. The transcript has a single exon.